Elaeis guineensis (African oil palm) is the source of this 1406-nucleotide messenger RNA. Its product is annotated as cucumber peeling cupredoxin. Gene Ontology annotation, molecular function: electron transfer activity. Gene Ontology annotation, cellular component: plasma membrane. The record is from RefSeq and is a predicted model, not a curated record. NCBI's taxonomy places the organism in Eukaryota, Viridiplantae, Streptophyta, Magnoliopsida, Arecales, Arecaceae.
CUCAAUCUCUCUCUCUCUCUCUCUCUCUCUCUCUCUUCUCCUUGCACUCUUCUUUAUCCAUUGUCUGUUAUGGCUGCUUUGCUAUGGCACCAUGUUACUAUUGCCAUUGCUGCUGGAGUGGUGGUAUUAACGACUCUAGGUAAUGGAGGGGGAGGAAUAAGGACUUGUGGAGCAACACAAGGGGUUCACCAUGUGGUUGGUGAUGAUCCAGGUUGGGACGCCAAAUCUGACAUCGCUGCCUGGGCCGUUAACAGGAUAUUCAGGGUUGGAGAUAGCAUUUGGUUCGCGUACUCUACAGCUGAAGAAAGCAUCGCUGAGCUGCAAAGCAGGGAGGAAUUCGAGUCUUGUGAUCUUCGCAACCCCAUUAGGAUGUUCACAGAAGGGCUAAACAAAGUGAGCCUUGAUGUGGAAGGAUCACGCUAUUUCACCAGCAGCAAUCCAAACAACUGCAAGAAUGGUCUCAAACUCCAUGUUGAAGUGCAGCCUCAGGCACUAGCAGGUGGGCAGAUAGCUUCAACAGCACAAAAGGAGAAGAUGGAUGAUGCUACUCAAGAAGUGGCUGAAGGCCCCAAGCCUUCUGGUUCAAACUGUGACCAUGGAUCAUCACUGAUGUGGUUCGGGUCGGCUUUGAUCUAUUUUCUGUGCUUCCAAAGGCUUUGAGGAUGGCCAUAGGCAUCGUUUCACCUUUUACACUGUUAAGUUCAUUCUUAAUUUACCUACGCCUGUGAUGCCCUGAUUCGAGCUUUCAUGGGUAGUUGAAACAACUGUUUAGGUUUCUCCAUGUGAAUUUGCUAUCUUAAAGGAAGAAUACAUAAAUAGCACAAGGGACAUUGAAGCAGUAUUGCUGGAGUGUCUUUCAUCUUCUCAGUUUUUUGGGACUUCAUCUUCACUAUUGGCUAUUGUAUCUAACUUAUAUUAUCCUUAGCCUCCUCACCAGCACAGGUGCUACUUUGGUUAUAUGUCAUUUGUUGGUGCUAUAUUAUGUUUCUCUACAGCUUGGUUGUGUUUAUGUGUUCUCUUUUCAUCUGAGUUUCUACUUUGUGAGUCUCAGAUUCGGGGCCCCGAAUGCAGGAAGGUAUUUGGACUUGGAUUGUUUCAUUUACAGGAUUAUUCAUGUGCAGAUGCCCAAUAUGUAUGUUCAAAGAGCUCUUCUGUAUGCUACAACUCCACAGCAGACCAUGGUUUUCACUUUACAUCCCUAUGCAGCAGCUACUGUAUCAAUCUGCACAGUUGUAUCAGCUCCUAUCCCUUCAAUUUAAUGUCUGCUGACCUAUCGGUUCUGCACUCACCAUACAUCUUAUGGAUCCUGAUGUCUACUAUUAUUUCUUUGCUUACUCUACUUUUGGCAAGCGAUUAUUGUAAAUAUAGCUACUUUAAUUUUGUAUCCAAACGAAAUUUUUUAUGUA